CUUAUACUAGGCGCUGCUCAGCGUUCCAACGUUCAUCAUUUCAACUUCGUCAACGUUCAGGCCUCUGCUCUCUGCAUCCUCGCUGCUCCCGUCGCUCAUCUCGCGAUGACGCGAAGAGCAAACUACUGGUUGACUGCUUUAUUUCACUUACUUGCUUUCUCUUUGCUCAAGCACCUGCUCGCGCCAUCAUGGGCGCUCCACGCCUCCGAGGCCGGCGUGGUCGACUGGCAUAAGCCUCUCAUCGGAAUUCCACUCACAAGCGCACCUUCAGCAGCACCGAGCUUCUUUAGAUUGGAAAAGUCGGACAGAACCACCCAUAGCCUGAUUAUCACAGCAACCGCAAGCAAUGUUCUUGCUGCGCUCGAUCCGUUGGAUGGCAGCAUUGCAUGGAGAUACAAGUUUGAUGAAGAUGAAGAUGUUCUUGCAUAUCGUGGAGAAAACGACGUCGUUGCUGCGGUCUCCGGCUCCGGUGGUGCAAUGUUGCGCCUGUUCAAUGCCUCUAACGGACAUCUGCUCCUUGAAAAACGUCUGCACAAGCCUGAGGCAGGUCGUUUAUUUGAGCCGGAAACGCUUGCAACCGCCAUUGCCUUCGACGUGAACGACGUAUUUGUUCUCUCGAACGCAUAUAUCUUGCGACGUAUUGACGGAAAGACUGGAGAUGUCGUAUGGAGUUGGAUGUCGCCAGAUCAAUCUUCACUUGUUGCCUACUCGAGGAUCGUUGCGACGCCUUCAAUUAUUUAUAUUAUCGGCCUCGCCAAAUCCUUCGCGUCGUAUACGAUCCAUGUGACGGCUCUGUCCUCGAGCACGGGCGAAGUCAUUGCAUCUGUGCCUAUUCCUUCGAGUGUUCACAAUGGCUUGACCGACUUCUUCGCCAUCAGCAGUGGGACAGAGUCCCGUGUCAUAUGGCUCGAAGCAGGGGUGAUUAAAUCACUGUCAUUCAUGCCAGAAUUGAAAGAGAAGCCGAGAGACAUGUCUCGCACUCUGUACAAAAGCAUCAAAGAGAUUGCGCUAUCCGCACAUGGUUUGUUUAUCGCCAUCAAGGAGACCGAGAGCGCUUCCAUCAUCAGACUUGACAAAAAGGGUCUACAGGAGAUCUGGGAGUUCACGGAUUCUUCACCCUCGAAAGAGUAUACCGAUUCUCAGUACACCGGUGGACUUGAUAAGAAUGGCCGUCCAUACGUGGCUCGUGUGUACUGGUCACAUACAUUGAAGGUGGCUUCUGCACAUGUCUACGCUCCACAUCUUGCAGAAGGCAAGGGACUUGUCUCAGGCUACACGUUCCCCUUUGAAACUGACCAACACGGUGUCAUCACACAUGUUGCCGUCGAUCUAGCCAAUCCAGAGGAGUUUAAAGUGAUCGCGCGUCUAGCCGUGACGACAAGUACGGGCGCCGUGCAGCUGUGGCAUCACGAUCAGCUCCAGUGGAUCCGUGAGGAAGGUUUAGCGGAUAUCAAGGUGGCGGAAUUGGUUGAGCUGCCCGAACGCAAGGCAAUCGCUGCACACAUCCGGGAGGAAAACGAGACUUUUGUUGAUCGUUUGAUAAGGCAGCUAUCGGAAGCUCAGGAUUUUCCUGAGUACGCCGUGAACUUCGCACGACGGUUCGUCACAGGCUCGUACGCUUCUGUGUCGUCCUCUGUUGCUCCUCUCGCGAAUGCGUCCGAACCGCUCUCGCGCGACACAUUCGGUUUCCGGAAGGUCAUAAUUGCGGCGACUCCGUAUGGAAAACUAUAUGGCAUAGACUCUGCUAACGGAGAGAUACUAUGGAGCCGCAUAUUUGGCCUCGGUUGGGCGACCCAAAUUGGUGGACAGAUCAUACCCGUCAAGAUGUUCACGACUCGCACUGUGAAUGAUGGCGAUACCCCGCAAGUUGUGCUUAUAACUCAGAGAAAAGCUAGCAAUAGCCUUGUAGACACUGUCCUCUUCCAUGUUGACGCGCUGACGGGCGAAGACAUCAGAGGGCUCUCGCCAGCUCCAGGGGUACUUCAAGGUUUCGAUGCGAUCGCUGGCCCGCUAGUUGAAGCGUUCAUGCUCCGUGCGGGUUCGAAGAGGAUUAUCGCUCUGCUUGACGAAUUUGUCCAGGUUCGCCUCUACCCUUCUACUGAAGAAAGUGCCGAGGCUCUCAAGGAGAUGCUGCCACAUCUUCACAUCCCGCUUCGAACCGGAACUCCUGGACAGCGGAUCAUCACAGGUCACCAACUUUCGCCGGAGCCCGAAUUCACCGGUUUCCACAUCGCAUAUCCCACGUGGACGUUGAUGCUUCCUAACAACGAAGAGAUCCUCUCCAUCAUCCCUCGCACCCCUGACACAGUAGCAUCGCUUGGGAAAGUGUUGGGCAACCGCACGACAUUGUACAAGUACCUCAAUCCGAACAUGAUGACUGUCGCGACCCGCUCGACCGACCGCCAAGAACGUAGGUGUUCGAUUUACGUGGUAGAUGGUGCGAAGGGGACCGUCCUGUAUCAUGUCGUCAUUCCAGCGACGGACGAUGUGAAGGUAGCGUUUGCCGAAAACUGGCUUGUAUAUGAGUACUACGAUGGCGAUAUCGCGGGUGUCGAUGCUGCGAAGAGCUAUCAUCUGGUCUCUGUGGAGCUGUACGAGGGCCAUGGAGCGGAUGACAAGCGGAGGAGUUCCGACCUAUCCUCACUUUCAGCAGAUACGAUAGCAAUCACCGCAUUUGAACAGGCAUAUGUACUGCCUCAUGGGAUUAGGACGAUCUCGACAACGUCCACAACAUAUGGCAUUACCAUGAAGGACAUUAUCGUUGCCAAUGAGAACAAUCAGAUUCAGUCGUUCCCUCGGAGAGCACUUGAUCCUCGUAGGCCAAAACACAAGCCUACGAAUCAAGAACUGGAGGAGAUGCUUGUGCAAUACGACGCUCUCCUUCCGGACGAUCCUAAGCAUGUGCUCUCACACAACUAUGAGGUUAUGGGUACAAAACGCAUCAUAACAUCGCCUGCAUUGCUCGAGUCGACCUCUCUCGUGUUCACCUAUGGACAGGACCUCUUUUUCACGCGAGUCGCACCAUCCAACACGUUCGAUGUCCUCAGUGAGAACUUCAACAAGGCACAAUUGGUGCUCACGGUUGCAGGACUGGCGUUUGCGAUCGCAGUGGCGAAGCCUAUGGUGAGGAGGAAACGGCUACGCGAGAAGUGGUACGACCAGUAAUGGCGGAUUUUUCAAAAACAAAAAUGCCUGAAAGCUAUUUUGUACCUGUUGUGCUCAUAAUAUUUCAAAGAAUGACCGGAGUCCUGGCUACUACCCUCAUCACUCGUGCUUUGCAAGAAAACUUGGAUCUGUUUAAUUGCUACAUUCAAUCGCAGUGGUUGCAUUUCAGAACGCGCCAGGAGGCGGACUAUCAGAGGUAGGGCCCCGCUUGGGGUCCCUUAAUAGAGCUUAUUGCAGCAUCUAUAGACGGAUUUGUGAGGCUAUUUACACU
This is a messenger RNA of Laetiporus sulphureus 93-53, 3436 nucleotides long. RefSeq names its product DUF1620-domain-containing protein. Gene Ontology annotation, molecular function: protein binding. The transcript has 13 exons. Gene Ontology annotation, cellular component: EMC complex. The coding region runs from base 106 to 3165 and encodes 1019 amino acids. The record is from RefSeq and is a predicted model, not a curated record. Lineage: Eukaryota; Fungi; Basidiomycota; Agaricomycetes; Polyporales; Laetiporaceae. Gene Ontology annotation, biological process: protein folding in endoplasmic reticulum.